This is a messenger RNA of Aspergillus nomiae NRRL 13137, 541 nucleotides long. Its product is annotated as signal recognition particle 14 kDa protein. NCBI's taxonomy places the organism in Eukaryota, Fungi, Ascomycota, Eurotiomycetes, Eurotiales, Aspergillaceae. Gene Ontology annotation, molecular function: 7S RNA binding; endoplasmic reticulum signal sequence receptor activity. Gene Ontology annotation, biological process: SRP-dependent cotranslational protein targeting to membrane. Gene Ontology annotation, cellular component: signal recognition particle, endoplasmic reticulum targeting. The transcript has 2 exons. Bases 146 to 541 code for a protein of 131 amino acids. The record is from RefSeq and is a predicted model, not a curated record.
GAAUCGUUGAUCUUUCAAUUAGCUUGGAAUAAACCCGGCUCAGUGUCUUGUUAGUUGUUGAAGGUAUCUACGCCACGGAAUAGGACAUCCUGUCCCGGAGACAUCGCACACAAGCGAAUUUCAUACCGUUCGUCGCAAAUCUACAAUGGCACCACAUCUCGGCCACGAGGAGUUCUUCUCCUCCCUCGCCGACCUCCUGUCCAAGACCUCCCAGAAAGCCCGAGGCUCCGUCUUCCUCACCCAGAAGCCUCUUAUUGACACUACCGCAUCGUCAGAGAACGCCUCCUCAUCGCGGCCAUCUAUCCUCAUCCGAGCAACAGACGGCAACACCAACGCUCCCAACCCGAAGAACAACAAGGUCGAGAAGAAGAAGACCGUCUCGAAAGUGAAGCUGUCGACGAUAGUGGCGCCGGAGGACCUCGAGGCCUUCUAUACCCGCUAUGCAGAGGUCUGCAAGGCGGGGAUGACGGGAUUGAAGAAGAGAGAUCGUAAGAAGGGCAAGGCUAAGGCGAAGGGCAGCGCGAAGGCUGCUAAGGCUUAG